Caenorhabditis sp. 36 PRJEB53466 is the source of this 607-nucleotide messenger RNA. NCBI's taxonomy places the organism in Eukaryota, Metazoa, Nematoda, Chromadorea, Rhabditida, Rhabditidae. The record is from the annotation of a GenBank genome assembly.
AUGCAUUUAAACAAGUAUCUGUUAAUGGGUGUUUCUUUGCUUUUGGAUUUGGUUAUCCUGUGUGGUCGAUCAGUUUUCGGUUUGUUUCAGAUGAGCUGAGCCUCUCUACUGAUAUUUCCAGGAUUUCUCUUUAAUAUAAGCGAAGAUUGUGCCCUGCCUCUCCUCUAUGCGUUCACACUCGUGUUCAUCACAUUGGUUCACCUCGCCGUCAUGGCCUCCAAGCUCACAGGCUUCCGAUUCCCAUGGUAAUUACGGCACAACUUUUUCUGUGGAACUGAAAUUUUUUAGGAAAGACCGAUGCGUUUUCACGUGCUACUCGUUGGGUCGUCUCCUCGUGGAAACACUGUUUGUGCUAGUCGCGAUCAUCGGGAACCCAGAAGAAACACAAUACGGAGGUUUGUUUCUGCAAAAACUAACAACUAAAUGUUCAUUGAAACAUUCAGUCACUGUGAUGGUUCUCAGUGCAGCAGCUGUCGGUGUAACACUCCUGGACUGGGUCUUCGCAGUCACUUAUCCGCUUUGGAAGAAGCCGAAGCGCCCGUACACUGCCGAGCUGCUGAGUUUCCGUCAAGCUCAACAAGCUGCUCGCUUCCGUCACCAAAUUUAA